This is a messenger RNA of Mesorhabditis belari, 1170 nucleotides long. The record is from the annotation of a GenBank genome assembly. Lineage: Eukaryota; Metazoa; Nematoda; Chromadorea; Rhabditida; Rhabditidae.
AUGAAGCUUAAACAGCACUUGAGCACAAUGAUCCGGGCAACAGUUCUAGCUGCACUCCUCGUUGGAGCUAACUGCCAGUACGCUGGCGCUGGCGGCUUCGGCGGUGCACCUCAACAAUCGUUCGGCGGAGCCCCACAAGGCUAUGGAGCUGCGCCUCAACAAUCGUUCGGUGGAGCCCCACAAGGCUAUGGAGCUGCGCCUCAACAAUCGUUCGGUGGAGCUCCACAACAAUCGUUUGGAGGAGGCGGCGGUGGAUAUGCCCAACAAGCACCGGCUCCCGUUCAAUCGUACGCCCCACAGGCCCCACAAUUCGCUCCUCAGCCUGCUCCUCAGCAGUUCGCUCCUCAGCCUGCUCCUCAACAAUUCGCUCCUCAGCCUGCUCCUCAACAAUUCGCUCCACAGCCUGCUCCUCAACAAUUCGCUCCUCAGCCUGCUCCUCAGCAAUUCGCUCCUCCACCACCCCCACAAGGAGGAUACGCGCAGCAAGCUCCCCCUCCUUUCGCUCCACCUCCACCAAUGGGAGCACCUGGAGGUGGAUAUGCGACUUCGGGAGGAUUUGGAGGAGCCCCACAACAAUCGUUCGGAGGUGCCCCACAACAAUCGUUCGGAGGUGCCCCACAACAAUCGUUCGGAGGAGCCCCACAACAAUCGUUCGGAGGUGCCCCAGCUGGAGGAUACGCCCAACAGGCUCCACCACCAGCCUUCGCCCCUCCACCACCCGCUCCAGCUCCAAUGCCUCAAUUCGCGCCUCAGCCAGCUCCCCAAGCCGCUCCAUCGUUCGCCCCACCUGCCCCACCACCACAGCAGUUCGCCCCACCACCAGCCCCCGCCCCGGCUCCACCACCACAGCAGUUCGCUCCCCCUCCACCAGCGCCUGCCCCAGCUCCACCACCACAGCAGUUUGCUCCUCCACCAGCACCCGCUCCUAUUGAGGCUGCCCCACCAGCACCCGCUCCAGCCCCCAUCGAGCCCCAGGCACCCGCUCCUCAACAAGAGGUCCAGGCCCAACCCGCCCCAGCUCCCGCCCAGAACUCGUACGGAGAUGAGCCCGUUGCCCCUGAGCCUGCUGCCCCUGCUCCUGCCCCAUCCGGUGGAUACCGUCACCGCAAGAUUGCUCGCGCUCGUGCCGCUCUCACUCACCACAAGAAGAACCGUGCCUCCGGUGCCGCC